Orycteropus afer afer is the source of this 5457-nucleotide messenger RNA. RefSeq names its product myosin VB (gene MYO5B). Gene Ontology annotation, biological process: actin filament organization; vesicle transport along actin filament. Gene Ontology annotation, molecular function: microfilament motor activity; actin filament binding; ATP binding. Gene Ontology annotation, cellular component: cytoplasm; actin cytoskeleton; myosin complex. The record is from RefSeq and is a predicted model, not a curated record. Lineage: Eukaryota; Metazoa; Chordata; Mammalia; Tubulidentata; Orycteropodidae.
ACAAGGGUCUGGAUCCCUGACCCAGAAGAGGUGUGGCGCUCAGCUGAAUUAACCAAGGACUACAAAGAGGGAGAGAAGAACCUCCAGCUCAGAUUUGAAGAUGAGACUAUCCAGGAAUACCCAAUUGAUGUCCAAAACAAUCAGUUGCCUUUCUUGCGGAAUCCAGAUAUUCUGGUGGGAGAAAACGACCUGACUGCCCUUAGCUAUCUGCAUGAGCCUGCAGUUUUGCAUAAUCUAAAGGUCCGUUUCCUGGAGUCGAAUCACAUCUAUACUUACUGUGGUAUUGUGCUUGUUGCCAUUAAUCCAUAUGAACAGUUGCCAAUCUAUGGACAAGAUGUCAUCUAUGCUUACAGUGGCCAAAACAUGGGCGACAUGGACCCCCACAUCUUUGCUGUGGCAGAAGAAGCCUACAAGCAGAUGGCCAGAGAUGAGAAGAACCAGUCCAUCAUAGUCAGCGGGGAGUCUGGAGCUGGGAAGACAGUGUCAGCCAAGUAUGCCAUGCGCUAUUUUGCCACAGUCGGCGGCUCAGCCAGUGAAACCAACAUUGAAGAGAGGGUCCUGGCAUCGAGUCCUAUCAUGGAGGCCAUUGGAAAUGCUAAAACCACUCGCAAUGACAACAGCAGUCGCUUUGGAAAGUACAUUCAGAUUGGCUUUGACAGAAGGUACCACAUCAUUGGGGCCAACAUGAGGACCUACCUGUUGGAAAAGUCCAGAGUGGUCUUUCAGGCAGAUGACGAGAGGAAUUACCACAUCUUUUACCAGCUCUGUGCUGCCGCCAGUCUUCCGGAAUUCAAGGAGCUCGCUCUAACAUGUGCCGAGGACUUUUUCUAUACAUCCCAGGGAGGAGACACAUCCAUCGAGGGUGUAGAUGAUGCUGAAGACUUUGAGAAGACUCGACAGGCCUUCACACUUCUUGGAGUGAGAGAGUCCCAUCAGAUGAGCAUUUUCAAGAUAAUUGCUUCUAUCCUGCACCUUGGAAAUGUGGAGAUUCAGGCCGAACGCGACGGUGAUUCGUGUAGUAUAUCACCCCGGGAUGUACACCUAAACAACUUCUGCCGACUGCUAGGGGUGGAGCACAGUCAGAUGGAGCACUGGCUGUGCCAUCGCAAGCUGGUCACCACCUCGGAGACCUACGUCAAGACCAUGUCCCUGCAGCAGGUGGUCAACGCACGCAACGCCUUGGCCAAGCACAUCUAUGCCCAGCUGUUCAGCUGGAUUGUGGAGCACAUCAACAAGGCCCUGCACACCUCCGUCAAGCAGCACUCUUUCAUUGGGGUCCUGGACAUCUACGGGUUUGAGACAUUUGAGGUAAACAGCUUUGAGCAGUUUUGCAUCAACUAUGCUAAUGAAAAGCUCCAGCAGCAAUUCAACUCGCAUGUAUUUAAACUGGAGCAAGAAGAAUAUAUGAAGGAGCAGAUUCCUUGGACCUUGAUUGACUUUUAUGAUAACCAACCUUGUAUUGACCUCAUAGAAGCUAAGCUGGGUAUCUUGGACCUGUUGGAUGAAGAAUGUAAGGUGCCCAAAGGUACUGACCAGAACUGGACUCAGAAACUCUAUGACCGGCAUUCCAGCAGGCAGCACUUCCAAAAACCACGCAUGUCCAACACAUCCUUCAUUGUUGCCCACUUUGCGGAUAAGGUGGAGUACCAUUCAGAUGGUUUUCUGGAGAAAAACAGAGACACGGUGUAUGAAGAGCAGAUCAACAUCCUGAAGGCCAGCAAGUUCCCACUAGUGAGCGACCUGUUUCAUGAUGACAAGGAUCCCAUUCCUGCCACCACCACAUCUGGGAAGGGCUCAUCUUCAAAGAUCAACGUUCGCUCCGCCAGACCCCCUAUGAAAGCCUCCAACAAGGAGCACAAGAAAACUGUGGGCCAUCAGUUCCGUACCUCCCUGAAUCUGCUCAUGGAGACCCUGAAUGCCACGACACCACACUAUGUCCGCUGCAUCAAGCCAAAUGACGAGAAGCUCCCCUUCCACUUUGAUCCCAAGAGAGCAGUGCAGCAGCUCAGAGCCUGUGGGGUGUUGGAGACGAUUCGCAUCAGUGCUGCCGGUUACCCCUCCAGGUGGACCUACCAUGACUUCUUCAACCGAUACCGUGUGCUCAUCAAGAAGCGAGAGCUCACCAACACAGACAAAAAGGCCAUCUGCAGGUCUGUCCUGGAAAACCUCAUCAAGGAUCCUGACAAGUUCCAGUUUGGCCGCACCAAGAUCUUCUUCCGGGCAGGCCAGGUGGCAUACCUGGAGAAGCUGCGGGCCGACAGGUUCCGAGCAGCCACCAUUAUGAUCCAGAAAACCGUUCGGGGCUGGCUGCAGAAGGUGAAAUACUGUAGGCAGAAGAGGGCCACUCUAACCCUGCAGAGGUACUGCCGAGGAUACCUGGCCCGCAGGCUGGCUGAGCAUCUGCGGCGGACCAGGGCAGCCGUGGUGUUCCAGAAGCAGUUCCGGAUGCGCAGGGCCCGCCUGGCCUACCAGCGGGUACACAGGGCUACCGUCGUCAUCCAGGCCUUCACUCGGGGCAUGUUUGUGCGCAGAGUCUACCGCCAGGUUCUCAGGGAGCACAAGGCCACCGUCAUCCAGAAGCACAUCCGAGGCUGGGUGGCACGCAGGCGCUUCCAGCAGCUACGGGACGCAGCCAUUGUCAUCCAGUGUGCCUUCCGGAUGCUCAAGGCCAAGCAGGAGCUGAAGGCCCUCAAGAUCGAGGCCCGCUCAGCAGAGCACCUGAAGCGCCUCAAUGUGGGCAUGGAGAAUAAGGUGGUCCAACUGCAACGGAAGAUUGACGACCAGAACAAAGAGCUCAAGACACUGUCAGAACAGUUGUCUACAGUCACCUCCAUACACACCAUGGAGGUGGAGAAGCUGAGGAAGGAGCUGGGGCAGUACCAGCAAAGCCAGGGUGUGGACACCAGCCGGGGGCUGCAGCAGGAGGUGGAGAGCCUGCGGCUGGAGCUGCAGAAGGUCCACUCGGAGCGCAGAGUCCUGGAGGACGCCCACACCCGGGAGAAAGACGAGCUGAGAAAGCGAGUGGCAGACCUGGAGGAAGAAAAUGCUCUCUUGAAGGAUGAGAAAGAACAGCUUAACAACCAAAUCCUGUGCCAAUCUACAGAUGAAUUUGCCCAGAACUCUGUCAAGGAAAAUCUCCUGAUGAAGAAAGAUCUGGAGGAGGAGCGGUCCCGGUACCAGAACCUCGUGAAAGAAUAUUCACGCUUGGAGCAGAGAUACGACAACCUUCGGGAUGAGAUGACCAUCAUAAAGCAAACUCCAGGCCACAGGAGGAACCCAUCAAACCAAAGUAGCUUAGAAUCUGAUUCCAAUUACCCAUCCAUUUCCACGUCUGAGAUCGGAGACACAGAGGAUGCUGUCCAACAGGUGGACGAAAUCGGCCUAGAGAAGGCGGCCAUGGACAUGACAGUCUUCCUGAAGCUGCAGAAGAGAGUGCGAGAGCUCGAGCAGGAAAGGAAGAAGCUGCAGGUGCAGCUGGAGAAGAGAGAGCAGCAGGACAGCAAGAAAGUCCAGAGGCAGGAGCUGGAGUCUGAGAACAAGAAGCUGAAGAAUGACUUGAACGAGCUGAGGAAGGCUGUUGCUGACCAAGCCAUGCAGAAUAACUCCACACAGAGCUCCCCAGACAGCUACAGCCUCCUGCUGAACCAGCUCAAGCUGGCCAACGAGGAGCUUGAGGUUCGCAAGGAAGAGGUGCUCAUCCUCAGGACCCAGAUCGUGAGCGCCGACCAGCGCCGACUGGCUGGCAAGAGCACGGAGCCGAACAUUAAUGCCAGGACCAGUUGGCCUAACAGUGAAAAGCACGUGGACCAGGAAGAUGCUAUUGAGGCCUAUCAUGGCGUCUGCCAGACAAACAGCAAGACUGAGGAUUGGGGCUAUUUGAAUGAAGAUGGAGAACUCGGCUUGGCCUACCAAGGCCUAAAGCAAGUUGCCAGGUUGCUGGAGGCCCAGCUGCAGGCCCAGAGCCGUGAGUAUGAGGAGGAAGUGGAGAGCCUCAAAGCCCAGGUGGAAGCCUUGAAGGAAGAGCUGGACAAGCAGCAGCAGACCUUCUGCCAGACAUUGCUGCUUUCCCCAGAGGCCCAGGUGGAGUUCGGCAUCCAGCAGGAGUUAUCCCGGCUGACCAAUGAGAACCUGGACCUUAAGGAGCUGGUGGAAAAGCUGGAGAAGAAUGAGAAGAAACUCAAGAAGCAGCUGAAGGUCCACAUGAAGAAAGUUCAGGACCUAGAAGCUGCCCAGGCGCUGGCCCAGAAUGAGAGGAGGCGUGAUGAGCUCACCCGGCAGGUCACCGUCCAGCGAAAGGAGAAGGACUUCCAGGGCAUGCUGGAGUACCACAAGGAGGAUGAGGCCCUUCUCAUUCGGAACCUGGUGACAGACCUGAAGCCCCAGACCCUAUCAGGCACAGUGCCCUGUCUCCCUGCCUACAUCCUCUACAUGUGCAUCCGGCAUGCAGACUACGUCAAUGAUGACCUCAAGGUGCACUCCUUGCUGACUGCCACCAUCAAUGGCAUUAAGAAGGUCCUGAAGAAGCACAAUGAUGACUUUGAGAUGACAUCGUUCUGGUUAUCCAAUACCUGCCGCCUACUUCAUUGUUUGAAGCAGUACAGUGGGGAUGAGGGUUUCAUGACUCAGAACACUGCGAAGCAGAAUGAGCACUGUCUUAAGAACUUUGACCUCACUGAAUACCGUCAGGUGCUGAGCGACCUUUCCAUUCAGAUCUACCAGCAGCUCAUUAAAAUUGCGGAGGGCAUGUUACAGCCUAUGAUAGUUUCUGCCAUGUUGGAAAAUGAGAGCAUUCAGGGUCUCUCUGGCGUGAAGCCAAUGGGCUACCGGAAGCGCUCCUCUAGCAUGGUGGAUGGGGACAACUCAUACUGCCUGGAAGCCAUCAUCCGCCAGAUGAAUACCUUUCACACAGUCAUGUGCGACCAGGGCCUGGACCCUGAGAUCAUCCAGCAGGUGUUCAAACAGCUCUUCUACAUGAUCAACGCGGUGACGCUCAACAACCUGCUCCUGAGGAAGGACGUCUGCUCUUGGAGCACAGGCAUGCAGCUCAGGUACAAUAUAAGUCAACUGGAGGAGUGGCUCCGGGGAAGAAACCUUCACCAGAGUGGAGCAGUUCAGACGAUGGAGCCCCUGAUCCAAGCAGCCCAGCUCCUGCAAUUAAAGAAGAAGACCCCAGAGGAUGCUGAGGCCAUCUGCUCCCUGUGCACCUCCCUCAGCACCCAGCAGAUUGUCAAAAUUCUAAACCUUUAUACUCCCCUGAAUGAAUUCGAAGAACGGGUAACAGUGGCCUUUAUACGAACGAUUCAGGCACAGCUCCAAGAGCGGAAUGACCCGCAGCAACUGCUGUUAGACUGCAAGCACAUGUUUCCUGUUUUGUUUCCUUUUAACCCAUCUUCUCUGACCAUGGACUCAAUCCACAUCCCAGCCUGUCUUCAUCUGGACUUCCUCAAUGAAGUCUGA